Mizuhopecten yessoensis (Yesso scallop) is the source of this 2063-nucleotide messenger RNA. RefSeq names its product high mobility group protein B2-like. The transcript has 5 exons. The coding region runs from base 104 to 751 and encodes 215 amino acids. NCBI's taxonomy places the organism in Eukaryota, Metazoa, Mollusca, Bivalvia, Pectinida, Pectinidae. Gene Ontology annotation, biological process: regulation of transcription by RNA polymerase II. Gene Ontology annotation, molecular function: DNA binding, bending. The record is from RefSeq and is a predicted model, not a curated record.
UGACUUAUACCACGUGAAUAGUCCUUUGUAGCGUCCUACGGCUUGCUAAUCAUACUACAAGGUUUCUACAAAGAACAUCGUGCUUCAUUUUAUAUAUAACAGUAUGGGUCGACCAUCAGCAGACUCGCCCACCAAAAGGAAGAGGAAACCAAAGGAUGCCAACAGGCCAAAAAGAUCAACAUCUUCAUACUUCUUUUUCUUGGCUCAUUGCAGAGCUGAGGCAAAAGUAACUGGCAAAAAUAUUUCAAAGAUUGCUGAAUUCACUAAAGAAGCUUCUGCACAAUGGAGGAGUAUGACCCCUGCGGACAAGAAGGAGUUUGACGAACGUGCUGCAAAGGACAAGGCAAGGUAUGACGCCGAAAUGGCAGUGUUCAAAGGAAAAGUAAUAGACCCCACCAAGCCAAAGAGACCACAGACUGCUUACUUCCUCUUUCUUGGAGACUACAGGAAAAAGAUGAAAAAUACUGACAUCGGUCAUAAAGAUGUCAUCAGGCAAGCUGGAGCAGAAUGGCGUCAACUGACAGAUCGUGAUAAAAAACCAUACGAGGAGCAAAGCCAAGUAUUACAGAAAAAGUAUGACGAGGAAUUAAAGAAAUGGAGAGAGGGUGGAGCUACAGGUGGUGCCAGUGUUGCAAAAGCCCGGCCGCCGCCAGUACCUGCAAACAAUGGAAUGGAUGAUGAUGAUGAGGAUGAUGAUGAAGAGGAUGAUGAUGAUGAGGAGGAAGAUGAUGAUGAGGAUGACGAUGAGUGAAAUUAUGAAUGUGCUAGUUAGUGACGAUGAAAAACACACUGUCAUUAUCAACCUGGAAUGGAGAUAUUGCAGAAUUUGUCUAAAUUUUAUUUGAAAAGAAACUGGUAUUUCAAACUUCGUGUCGUGUAUAGGUUUCUCCAGAUCUAGCCAAGUGAACAAUCAAAUAUUUCCUUUUGGAACACUGAGCAGCAUUGAAAGCAUUGCUUUAUAAACUUGCAGUAGUUGUGACUGAGAUUUAACUGCGAAAAAAAUAAAUGGCAAUGUUUUGUGUGGGAUGUAUUCACGGGCCAGGUACUUAGACAUGGAUUUUGUGGAGAGCGCUUAAUUUUAGAAUCUACAAAUGAAGGCAUUAAUUUUGCAGUGUUCAGCAUUUUUGUAAACUGUAUCGAGAAAUGCUGCCAGCUGAUCGUGAAGAAAAGUCCCUAUGGAGUAUUUGAACAAAUUAACAUUUAUUGUAGAUGCAGUUGAUAUUCAUUAUGAAAAAUUGUGCUGAAAUGACUUGGUUUUGUUUUCCCAUGAUUGUCUCCGACCAGUGUUUUUUUUUUAAGUAGUAUCCAUCUUGUCAUUAUUUUCAUAAAUUGGACAUUCCAUUCAGCUACCCAUUCAUUUCAUUUCUAUUUUAUUCCUGUGGAUUUUGAUUUUUAAUUAGAUUUUAAAGAAAUUAUCCUAAAUUUGUUGCUGCAGGUUGUAUGUUAUCUAGUUUACAAUUGGAUAUUACAAUUAUACGAUUUAAUCCAAGUUUUUGGAGGCAAAAUUAAUUCGUAUGGAAUUCGAAAAUUUUCUAUCGCAUGAUUUGUCUCUAGCUCAAUGUGACUAGGACGAGUGUAUUCUGAAAACAGAUUUCAUUUUUGCCUCCUUGUUUUUAAUCUGCUCAGGGAAAAGGAUCUUCAUGUUUAAAAAAUAAAUGUUCAUUUUUACAGCGAGCAAUUCUCUUUUGAAAUGUAAACAAGAAUUGUGGUACAGUGGAUGGAAUGUCAUCAAAUUUUCAUGUUCCAUUUUUCAUUGUCAUAGUGUUCAAUCUUGUUUACAUAUAUGCCUAAUCUGGUUUUUUAGGACGAGGUACUCGGCAUUGCCAGAUUUACAUAAAUAGUAUAUAUGUUGAUUGUCUAUAUAUAUAUGUAUAUAUAUAUAUACACAUUAUACCCCAUCAUGUCAUUGUAGAUUGAAGUCCGUAUCAUUUUAGUUGCAAACUUUUUACAGAAAAGAAACUUUUGCCCAUAUUUUUAUUGAUGUUUAGAAUGUUGAAGUAACCAUCAAGACUAAAUGUAUCUUGAGGUCAUGUCAAUAAAAAAAAGUGAAAUUGUUGGCAGCA